GCAUUGCCAUGCAAAUCAGAGGGGAUAAGUAGGGCGGCGCGGGCCGAGAGCGGCGCUGCCGGGGGACGCGGACCCGCCAUGGCGCCCGCCUUCCGGCUCGGCAAGGGCCGCCCGCCGCGGGGGGACGAGGGCUGCGCGGAGGCCCGCGCCGACAGGAGGACGAGGAAGCCGCUGGUGGAGAAGAAGCGCCGGGCGCGGAUCAACGAGAGCCUGCAGGAGCUGCGGCUGCUGCUGGCCGACAGCGAGUUCCAGGCGAAGCUGGAGAACGCGGAGGUGCUGGAGCUGACGGUGCGGCGUGUGCAGGCCGUGCUGGAGCGCCGCUCUCUCGGGGGCGGGCGGCUGCACCGCGAAGCCAGCGAGCGCUUCGCCGCCGGCUACAUCCAGUGCAUGCACGAGGUGCACACCUUCGUCUCCAGCUGCCCCGGCAUCGACGCCACCACGGCCGCCGAGCUGCUCAACCACCUGCUGGAGUCCAUGCCCCUCAACGAGGGCGGCUUCCCGGACUUGAUCGCGGACGCUUUGGCAGACCCCACCCCCGGGCCCUGGCCCGGCGGGGCGGCACUGGUCCCCGCAGCAGAGCCCUCCCUGGGCCUGGCACCGCCCGCCUCGGCACCCUCGCCCUCUCCCAGCGAAGAGACCUGCUCCGACUCGGAUGAGGCAGAGGCCGAGCCGGGCCAGACCUCCACUGACGGACUGGAUGCUUCCCAGACGCACAGCCUGCCUUCACCCAGCUUACCCAAAUCCAUGUGGAGACCCUGGUAAUGGGGGAGUGCGCAGGAGGCAACGCAGACCUACCUAGUGCGGAGAGCGGCCGUCCUGCUGGCCCCUGCCGCCCUCCAAGAAGCGUGGGGACACCAGCCUGCGUGUGGCCGGCGCCGCAGGACUGCAUCAGUGGCACUCUGACACUGUCACACCCUGACAGGCUAAUAGCGAAACGUGUUAACAUUUCAUCUGUGUGUCUGUGUGUGUGUGUGUGGCAUUUUGUAACUUCAGGGGUUGUUUUUAUGAGAGGUUUGGGGGGUGGGGGGAGUUGGCUUUUAAUAGCAAAGCUCUUUGGUGGGUAAACAGCAGUUAUUUUAUAACCCUGUCUCUUUCUCUUGGCCCUUAUGAGUGGCACAAAUAUCACUACCUUUUUCUCAUAAGAAAAAGCCCUGGUGCAUUUUAAAUCAUGGCGGUUUACUCCAUGAUAAGCUCAAAUAAGCCUGCAUGCACAGUUUUAAGUGUUCUAGUGAUAGCAAAGAUCCCUGAAAGGGGUUGGUGUGGUUAGCAUCUGUACGAGGUAGCAGUCUAGAGUCUCACCUUCAGUGAAGGAAAACUAGAAAGCUGUUGGAAUUAGAUGAACAUUUACAAGAUAGAGGUGGCAGGGUGCCUUUUAGAAAUGAGCGUCUUUAUGCACAUUUUGCUUUUAGCACAUUGCAGUUUGUGACUUUAUGUAUAUUAGGGUGUCAAGCAUUUUUUAUCUUUUAAUAAAAAAUACUGAAUUCACAAUUGAUUGCAUGUAUUGUGGAGUGUGAAGCACUUCUAACCAGUAAUACAGUUCCCUGUUAACUACUAACAAAAUAAUGUUAUGGAAACAAUGCUGGUAAUUAGGCACUUAAUUCUUGUACUAAGCAUUGUUAGCCAAGUAUUGGAAUUAAAAUGUUUCUUUUGUUUAGUA
Molecule: messenger RNA, 1657 nt
Organism: Columba livia (rock pigeon)
Lineage: Eukaryota; Metazoa; Chordata; Aves; Columbiformes; Columbidae
Gene: HES6
Product: hes family bHLH transcription factor 6
Exons: 4
Coding region: 79-762 (227 amino acids)
Biological process (GO): regulation of transcription by RNA polymerase II; anterior/posterior pattern specification; regulation of neurogenesis
Cellular component (GO): nucleus
Molecular function (GO): DNA-binding transcription factor activity, RNA polymerase II-specific; RNA polymerase II cis-regulatory region sequence-specific DNA binding; protein dimerization activity
Source: RefSeq, a predicted model, not a curated record